GCCACACAGUUCUCUUCCUGUAGCACUCGUGCACAACUCAUUUUUCGUGCUGCCAGUACUUCCUUUCUCCACCACAACCAUCAUGAGCUUCUACGCACCUCAGGCCUCUCACAUCUCCUUCACCCGCUCUGUGCCGGUACACCGUGCCGCUAGUACGUAUGGCGGGGCAGGUGGACGUGACACCAGGAUCUCAUCCGUCUCUUCCAUGUCUCUCCGUUCUGCUCCUAGAAGUGGGGGAAUUUCUUCUUCCACGGCCUUCAAGGUGAGCUCUGCUGGCAUGGGUGCCGGCGGAGCGGGGUCCUUCAUGGGGAGCGCUGCCUCCGCAGGGUCCAUCCUGGGCAAUGAGAAAGGCCAGAUGCAGAACUUGAAUGACCGUUUGGCCGCUUACCUGGAAACGGUGCGCCGGCUGGAGCAGGAGAACAGCAAACUGGAGAUGAAGAUCAGAGAGGCUCUGGAGAAAGGAGGACCAGAAACACGCGACUACAGCAAGUACAACACAAUCCUGGAUGACCUGAGGAAGAAGGUGUUUGAUGCCACUUUGGACAAUGCUCGUCUUGUUCUGCAGAUUGACAACGCUCGUCUGGCUGCAGAUGACUUCAGAGUCAAGUUUGAGAAUGAGAUAGCCAUCAGGCAGUCUGUGGAAGGAGAUAUUGCAGGUCUGAAGAAGGUCAUCGAUGACACCAACAUUGGUCGCCUGAAUGUGGAGAGUGAAAUUGAGUCCUUGAAAGAAGAGCUUCUUUUCCUCAAGAAAAACCAUGAAAAUGAAGUCGGGGAGCUCCGAAGCCAGAUCGCCCAGUCAGGUGUUCAGGUGGAUGUUGAUGCACCGAAGGGGCAAGAUAUGUCUCAAGUAAUGGAAGAAAUGAGGGCUAACUACGAAAAAAUGGCACUUAAAAAUGCAGAGGAACUCAAAAUGUGGCACGAAUCCCAGAUGUCAGAAGUUCAGGUGCAGGUGGCUCAGAACACAGAGGCAUUACAAGGCGCGCAGAUGGAGAUGAAUGACCUGCGGCGACAGAUUCAAACACUAGAAAUAGAGCUUGCAUCCCAACAAAGCCUGAAAGCGUCGCUUGAGGAUACACUGCGGAACACAGAGCUACGUUCAAAUGCAGAGAUGGAGAGGUACAACGCCAUCAUAAUGCAGUUUGAAGCUGAGCUGGCACAGCUGAGGUCAAAGAUCACAGAGCAGGGCCAGGAAUAUGAAGCCCUGCUUAAUAUGAAGAUGAAACUGGAAGCAGAGAUCAGCACUUACAAGAAACUUCUAGAUGGGGGAGACUUAAGGCAAGAGAUAAAGCUCCUGGAUGCGCUCGAUGACUGAGAGUGAUAGCCUAUUACAGAUGGCAAUAUUAAAGAGCAGACCACAAAAUGUGGGUUAAAUAAAUCUUCAAAACAAAAUUUCAGAUAGCAUUCACAUUGAAACCCGUGGUGAAUUUCCCGUGGUCAUUUAAAAGUCCCCUUCUAAUUUGUCUUGACCUUGACUACAGUUUGUACACCAAGACUCAGCAAAACAAUUUUAACAUGAUGUCAUUUACAGUGUAAUUGCUUUUUGUCAACAAAGCCUGUUCCACCCUACAGUCUGACUGUACACAGAUGAGCAAGUUACAGAACAACAAAGGCAGCUUUUAGAACAUCAACUGUGUAUUAUGGGUGUUCAUAAUACAUAAUUCCAUGUCAUUGUGCAAAUUAUACAGUAAACUGAACUAUUACAAUGAAAUGUGAAGAGAAAUGUGAACUUCUCCACUGAGUCAAAGCAAUAAUGAAAUAAAAACAUGCUUUCUAAGUGAAAUUUGGAAUCAAGCAAA
Molecule: messenger RNA, 1796 nt
Organism: Labeo rohita (rohu)
Lineage: Eukaryota; Metazoa; Chordata; Actinopteri; Cypriniformes; Cyprinidae
Gene: krt18b
Product: keratin 18b
Exons: 7
Coding region: 83-1312 (409 amino acids)
Biological process (GO): intermediate filament cytoskeleton organization
Cellular component (GO): keratin filament
Molecular function (GO): structural molecule activity
Source: RefSeq, a predicted model, not a curated record